Molecule: messenger RNA, 5000 nt
Organism: Gasterosteus aculeatus aculeatus (three-spined stickleback)
Lineage: Eukaryota; Metazoa; Chordata; Actinopteri; Perciformes; Gasterosteidae
Gene: adarb2
Product: adenosine deaminase RNA specific B2 (inactive)
Biological process (GO): adenosine to inosine editing; RNA processing
Cellular component (GO): nucleolus; cytoplasm
Molecular function (GO): adenosine deaminase activity; double-stranded RNA binding; tRNA-specific adenosine deaminase activity
Source: RefSeq, a predicted model, not a curated record
CCGGUGAUGUCACACCUCCCAGACAGCCACGAUUGGACCCUAAUUAGAAAGCUCGGCAGCAAAUAGAUAAGCGUCCUGCCUGAUUGAAUCCAAAGUGGCUGAUGCCCAAAAUCUGUGCAGAGGCGCAGAGUCGAACGGCGCGCCGGCAUCAGUGCUGUCUGAGAGCCGCCCGACAGUCGCUCCGCGAGCCGAGGGACGACCAGGAGUUUCCAGAGGUGACUCGGGAAAACCGCACACGCAAACACACACACAGGAAAAGAAACACAACGAGGGAAGAGAGCACGGUCCGAGUCCAAGCGGGAGCGGACGCUGCGCUGUCGGAGCGCAACGGAGGCGGAAGCGAUCCAAGUCCGAAAGGGAGUCGAGCCGCCGAGUCCCAAGUUGUCGCCGCGCCGCGCUCCAGAGGCUGCGCUCAUGGCAUCCGUGCUCGGCAACGGCGGCCGCGCGUCCGGGGCUCAGAGCGGGCAGGUGAAAUGCAAGCUGAAGAGGAGGCGCAGGAGGCGAUCCAAGAGGAAAGAGAAAGUCAGUAUGCUGUCAGCAUUGAUCGCCCCCUUCAAGUACAUAAGCCCUGGGACCAGCAGCACAGAGGAUGAGGACAGUUUAAGCACCAGCAGUGCAGAAGUAAAGGAAAACCGACACGUCGGUAACUUGGAGGAUCGCCCCGUUGGAUCACCGGCGUGCCAGGCGCUUUUCAGCUCCGACUCCGCAAGAAUUGGCGGCGCCGGUCUGAAGAGGAAGCGGCCCCUGGAGGAGGACAACAACGGACACUUGUGUGAACUCCGGCUGAUCUAUAAGAAAGUCUCCUGGUCAGAAGCGCCUAAGAACGCCCUGGUGCAGCUCAACGAGCUCCGGCCGGGGCUGCAGUACCGCGUGGUGUCUCAGACUGGCCCCGUCCACGCACCCGUCUUCUCCAUCGCCGUGGAGGUCAACGGGCUGACCUUCGAGGGCACGGGCCCCACGAAGAAGAAAGCCAAGAUGAAGGCCGCCGAGCUGGCCCUCAAGUCCUUCGUGCAGUUCCCCAACGCUCCUCAGGCCCAUCUGGCCAUGGGCAACAUCUCAAACCCUUCGGCCGACUUCACCUCCGAUCAGGCGGACUUCCCCGGCACGCUCUUCAAGGAGUUUGAGUCUUCGCCCUGCUCCGAUGGCCUCUCGCUCUGCGACUCAGCAGCAGAGAGCGAGCUGCUGUCGAGUGAGCUACUGAGACACGGGCGGUUGCUCCGCCACACGUUGGACCUGAUGGUGCAGGCUCAACAGAGGCUCGGUGGGAUUGUUCCGGAGCCGGAGGCCCCCAAGAGUGCCGUGGCUUUGCUCAACGAGCUCCGGCCGGGCCUGCGCUACGCCUGCCUGUCGGAACAAGCCGAGGGCCGGCGGCUGCGCAGCUUCGUGAUGGCGGUGCGCGUGGACGGGCGGAUAUUUGAGGGCUGCGGGCGCAGCAAGAAGCUGGCCAAGAACCAGGCGGCCCAGUGUGCUCUUCAGGCCCUCUUCAACAUCAGGACGGCCCCUGAGGGGAAGACGGGCCUCAAAGCCAGCAGGAAGAGCUGUCCUCAUUUACCCCAGGUCUUUGCCGAUUCAAUAUUCCACUUGGUGAGGGAGAAGUACCGGUCGCUGGUGGGCGGCUGCAGUCCUGCGCACGCUCGACACAAAUCCCUGGCAGGCAUCGUAAUGACCCGAGGUCUGGACCUGAGGCACGCCCAGGUGGUGGCGUUAUCCACGGGUACCAAGUGUAUCAACGGGGAGUACCUGAGUGACCAGGGACAAGUGGUCAAUGACUGUCACGCCGAAGUCACGGCUCGCAGAGCGCUGCUACGCUUCCUUUACUCUCAACUGGAACUCUUCUUAAGUAAAACGCCGGAGGACUGCGAAGAGUCGAUAUUUGUGCGGCACAAGGAGUGCGGCUACAGGUUGAGAGACAACGUCCAUUUCCACAUGUACAUCAGCACCUCGCCGUGUGGGGACGGGAGGCUGAACUCGCCCUAUGAAAUCACCUCUGACUUACACAGCAGCAGACACCUCAUGAGAAAGCACCGCAGCCACCUGCGGACCAAAAUCGAAUCAGGCGAGGGGACGGUUCCGGUGCGAGGUCGGGGGCCCGCCCAGACGUGGGACGGCGUCUUACAGGGCGAGCAGCUCAUCACCAUGUCCUGCACCGACAAGAUCACCAGAUGGAACAUCCUGGGCCUGCAGGGGGCGUUGCUGAGCCACUUUGUGGAGCCGGUGUACCUGCACAGCGUGACCGUCGGCAGCCUGCGCCACCCGGGCUAUCUGGGCAGAGUCCUGAACCAGCGGCAGGAGCGCCUCGGCCCGCUGCCCGCCACGCACAGACGCAACCAGCCCCUGCUCAGCGGGCUGAGCACUGCGGAGAAUCAGCAGCCAGGCAAGGCCUCCUGUGUGAGUGUCAACUGGACGCUGGGGGACGCCCAGCUGGAGGUGGUCAACACAGCAACGGGACGGAGACGGGACUCGGGGACACCGUCUCGUCUCUGCAAACACGCCCUCUUCGCCCGCUGGAACAGACUUUACCGCAAGUUGGGGAUCCACGUGUUCAGCUCGGCUGAGUGCCAGCUCAUGUACUGCGACGCCAAGAUGGCGGCACGUCCUUACCAGACAGUGAAGCAGCAGUGGUUCAGAUCCCUGCAGGAAACGGGCCUCGGGACCUGGGUCAAGAAACCGCCUGAGCAGGAACAGUUCCUGCUGUCGGUCUGAGGACCAGAGAGAGAGUGUUUGUUUAACCUUCAUAAGGGUACGAUGGCGUCAUGCUCUUUAUCAACAUCCUGUUACACCUUCAUACCUGGAGGUUUACUGGUGUAUCUUCUAAAGUCACAGCUAUUGUCACCAGUGUGUGUGUGUGUGCGUGUGUGUCAUCCUGGACGGGCCGCCCUUCCACCCAACAGACACACAACAAGAGGAAGGUCAACUGGACGGGCUGAAAGGAAAACACACAUAAAAAGAUGGACCCUUUCCUUUUUAAGGCACUUUUUCAAGCACACAAGCACACACGUUUAAGCAAACACACACCUAAAUACCCCCUCUUCGGCUGUCAAGGAAGGGUGAGAUAACCUUGAGCAGAAUGAAAGGCAGCCGCUAUCUUGUCAUCAGCUAUUUCCGGGCCCCCAAGGCUCCCGCUGAGGAGCCGAGCCGUUGGGGAGAGAGACGGAGAAAGGGAAAAAGCACGAGAGAGAGAGAGAGAGAGAGAGAGAGAGAGGGGUCCACGUCCAAUUACCGGCCCUGUCAGCGUGACGGGUGAUAGAAGAAGGAGAAAGGAAGAGCGGGAAAGGGAGAGAGGGACACAACAUCGCUUUCAGCCCGUCUCACCUUGCCUCUCUCAUUUCUAUCUUUGUCCUCCAUUUCUGACUCACCCUUUGACUCCUGACUUCCUCCUCCUUUUGUCUCCAUCUCUCCCUCCUCGCCCCCCUUUACAUUUCCUUUAGUCCUCUACCUAGUUCCCCCGCCGUCCUUUUUGUCACUCCGCCCCUAUGCCCCCCCCCCCCGCCUUUCAAGCGCGGUGGAGGUUAACACGACGAGACUACAGGUUAAAACACCCUCUUUUUUUCUCCUUACCUCAAUCGCUCGCCAACACUGAGGUGCUUAAAGGCAGCCAUGACUUUGCCUAAGUACAGGUGUGGGUGAUGAAGGGGAGUUAUUUUCAGUUUUUCCCUCCCUUUCAUACAAAUUGCAUCCUUCUCUUUGUGUCUUGUGACCUGGUUGACCUCCGUUGCCGUACACCUGAACGGGAGCCAAUGAGAGUGGCAGUUAAAAAAAUCAGCGAGGUGAAUAUGGAGAGUAACGAUCACUACCAUUGUAUCUCACGCAAUUUGUUAUGUCUACACAUACUUCACGAUGUGAACAAAGAUAUUUCUCAUGCAGCUAAAUGUUGGUGUUCAUUGUGAUCAUGGCUGUGUUUUUUCUGUCAUUGCUGUAUUAUGUCCGACUGUAGAGGGACUAAAUCAAAGUAAUGAGAGUGACACCUAGUGGUCAUUCCCUGUCAUUGUCUCCCUGUCCUGCUUACUGAGCCCCCGGUGUGGCUGCAUCAAGCGAGGACGGGUCGGCAAACAUGAUCGUUGACCGCACACAAGGGAGAACUUUCCCUGCAUGUGACUCCACGGCCACUAGGCCAAAGUUUUCACUGGUCUUUAAUAGGUCUAUGUGGUAUUAGUGGUUUUUGACGCCCUCAGAAACGUUAUAGCGUUACUUAUUUAAGAAGUUAAAUUUCAAAAAGAAAGGCUUACUGAUUGACUAUUGGGAUUAAUGCUCACACGCUCAGCUGUCCUGCUUCAUCGCGGCUGCGGUUGGAUUGACAAUGACCGAACAACCCACCAACUGUGUGCACGUUCUCAUCCAAAUGACGCCAAAUCCCGACCGACUCACUGUUGUGAAAGGUCCCUUUUCUCAAUGAAGCCACACCCCAAAAGGCAUUAUGCAUUUCACCCUGACUCCAGAGGCGACAUGACGAGGGGGACUGUACCCUCGUCUGAGUGCUCGGGGCGCAGCCACAUGAACCUUUUUGGGUGCCCCGAUUCAAGGAAGUCACGCGGUCUCGCGUUGCUACGUUGCUCCCACUUAAAGAUUAGACUUGGUAAAAACCUGUCUGUCUGUGUGCAUCAGAGCAGAGAUAUAGCGUUUGUUUUCCACCAACAUGUGUUGCAGAUUUUCAUUGUUUGAGUGGUCAUCGUCAGCACACACUCCAUAACUCGACGGGGUUCGUCGACAGAGGUAACAACAUUCACACCAUGGUUUAUAAUGGCUGUAAAAGCCAUAACAACAGAUUUAUUUUAAGAGACAAUAAAUAUAAGCAUGUCUGAAUGCAAUACUGUAUCUAAUAGUGUACAUAUGUACAAAAGAAUGGUGAAAAAUACGUGAACGAGAUCCUCAAAUGUCUAAAUAUCAUUUAAAUGAAAGGAUACUAAAGAACUGCUGCUUAAGUCUGUAAAUUGCACUUCAGUAACAAAAAGUGAAUGUUUGUAUUGUAUAUGUGAAUAAAACCACAAAAUCUUGUAAUUUUA